AUGGCCUCCGACUUUGAGCGGCAUGAGCGCGGCAUUGUGCAUCGGGAUGUGAAGCCAAGCAACUUCCUCUUCGCGCCUGGCGCCACGGGCUGCCUCGUUGACUUUGGCCUUGCUCGUCGCAUCGCCGCAGACGACUACAUGUUUCUCACGGCGCAGGAGGCAUUUGACAAGGAGCUGGAGUUUUGCUCCCGCCACGCACCAGCACAACCGGACCUUGUGUGUGUACCAGAGGACGCUGUGCCCGAGGACGACGACCGCAAGUCGAAGCGGUGGAACCGGGCCGGGACCCGCGGAUACCGUGCGCCGGAGGUGCUGCUCCAGUGCACCUAUCAGAGCGCAGCCAUCGACAUGUUCUCUGCUGGCGUCAUUGCCCUCGGCCUGCUCUCCCACCGCACGCCCUUCUUCCCUGCUGAGGAUGACCUCACGUGCCUCGCGGAAUACAUCGCCGUCUUUGGCUUCGUUCCCUUCAAAGACUUUGCAGCUGCCCUUGACAAGGAGCUUGAUGUGGAAUUUGGUGCCGAUCCGCCGGACGAAAUCGGUGUUGCACACGAUCUGGAGGCGUUUUGCACCCGUCUCCGCUGUCCAGACGACGCCCCACUUUCCUUUCCCAAGGAGUUUUAUGACCUGGUGCGCGGUUGCCUGUCCAUUGACUCGAGAUUUCGACUGACAGCAGCGCAGGCACUUGCACACCCUUUCUUCCAGCAACAGCAGCAGCAGCAUCAGCACAUGGAGAUGUAGCUGUUGUGGCCCAUUGCUCAGAGAUAUGCAUCGCUAACAGAAAUGUAAAUAACCGACAAGCACCCCCUGUGCUUGGUUGCCCUCGUCUUUAGGAUAUUCACACACACGCGAGCACGUGUGUCAGAUGUACCAGUAAACAGCCCCACCAGC
Messenger RNA from Salpingoeca rosetta, 888 nucleotides. RefSeq lists its product as uncharacterized. Gene Ontology annotation, cellular component: nucleus. The record is from RefSeq and is a predicted model, not a curated record. Gene Ontology annotation, biological process: mitotic DNA damage checkpoint signaling; protein phosphorylation. The transcript is spliced from 7 exons. The coding region runs from base 1 to 738 and encodes 245 amino acids. Gene Ontology annotation, molecular function: ATP binding; protein serine/threonine kinase activity. NCBI's taxonomy places the organism in Eukaryota, Choanoflagellata, Craspedida, Salpingoecidae.